AUGUGUGAAAUGUUUCAAUGGCAAAACAAACAGAUUUUUUUUUGUUUCUUUGUGCAAUUAACAGAGCUACUGGCAAAAAGGAAAAAAAAAAAGAAUAAAACCUUUCUUGGUAACACAAUGUUGUGGUGGCACUUCCUGAAGCACAUCAGACCUGUGCCUGUGUGUUCCUCAAAGCAGCCCAGAAGCAGAGCUGAUGAAAUCCAGCAGUGUCCCUCAGAGGGUUUUGUGCAGAAGCCUGAGCUCAUCCAUGAGGAAGAAGAAUUUAAAUGGCUUUUACAAGAAGAGGUCCAUGCUGUCUUGAAACAGCUGCAGGAUAUUUUGAAGGAUGUGAACCUGAAGAUGCCCAGGAACAACCAGCUCCUGCGCUUCGCCUUUCGGGAGGACAAGCAGUGGAAGCUGCAGCAGAUCCAGGAUGCCAGAAACCAUGUUAACCAGGCCAUCUACCUGCUUAUGAACAGAGAUGUGAACUACCAGUUCAAAACAGGCUCAGAGGUGCUCAAGCUUAUGGAUGCAGUGAUGCUACAGCUCUCAAGGGCCCGAAAUCGGCUCACCACUCCAGCCACUCUGACUCUGCCAGAGAUUGCCUCCAGUGGGCUCACAAAAAUGUUCACCCCUGCUCUGCCUCCAGACCUGCUGGUGAAUUUCUACAUUAACCUGAAUAAGCUGUGCCUGACUGUCUACCAGCUCCACGUGCUGCAGCCCAGCACAACCAAGAACUUCAAGCCUGCUGGAGGGUCCAUUUUACACAACCCUGGAGCCAUGUUUGAGUUUGGCAGUCAGCGCUACGAAGUCAGCCACGUCCAUAAGGUGGAAUGUGUCAUCCCCUGGUUAAAUGAUGCCCUUGUCUUCUUCACUGUCUCACUGCAGCUUUGCCAGCAACUGAAGGACAAGAUCUCUGUUUUCUCCAGUUACUGGAACUACAGGCCAUAUUAAUUCUCUGUGGAGUGCCCAA
Colius striatus (speckled mousebird) is the source of this 952-nucleotide messenger RNA. RefSeq names its product rogdi atypical leucine zipper (gene ROGDI). The record is from RefSeq and is a predicted model, not a curated record. NCBI's taxonomy places the organism in Eukaryota, Metazoa, Chordata, Aves, Coliiformes, Coliidae. Bases 1 to 933 code for a protein of 310 amino acids. Gene Ontology annotation, cellular component: RAVE complex. The transcript is spliced from 9 exons.